Esox lucius (northern pike) is the source of this 9247-nucleotide messenger RNA. RefSeq names its product low-density lipoprotein receptor-related protein 2. The transcript has 46 exons. The record is from RefSeq and is a predicted model, not a curated record. NCBI's taxonomy places the organism in Eukaryota, Metazoa, Chordata, Actinopteri, Esociformes, Esocidae. Gene Ontology annotation, molecular function: calcium ion binding; protein binding. The coding region runs from base 59 to 9175 and encodes 3038 amino acids.
ACUAAUCAGAACAUCGUGAGGCUAAUUGCGCUGCAUAAAGACCAUACCUGUAAGGGUGAUGCCGGUUGGUCCUAACGAGGUCGUCAUGGAACUGGUGCAGUUCACAUGUCUUCUGCUCACCAGCUUGACGUGUCUAACGGGUUUGGGACAGAAGUGUGGCGGUAAACUCUGGCAGUGUGAUGAUGGAACUUGUCUGCCUCUCUUCUGGCGUUGUGAUGGGAGCGGAGACUGUCUGGAUGGCUCUGAUGAAAUGGAUUGUUCCUGUCCUAGGGGCUGGUUUGCUUGCCUGUCUGGGGUCCCUGACUGUGUGAGGGCCUCUGCAAUGUGUGAUGGGCAGCGACAGUGUAUGGAUGGGUCUGAUGAGUUAAACUGCCCAGAGAACCAGGCCUGUCUGCUGGGGGACUGGAGGUGUAGGAAUCACAUCUGUAUUCCAAAGGACCACUACUGCAAUGGGGCAAAUGACUGUGUAGACAACUCUGAUGAGGAGACAUGUGGCCGCUGUGGGCUAGCUGCCUUGCAAUGUCCUGAAGGGGUGUGUAUUUCUGAAGAUGAAAGGUGUGAUGGAAAGCUGCAGUGCUCUGAUGGCAGUGAUGAACCCUUUACCUGUGGGAGGAGCUGUUCUGAGGAGAACGGUGGGUGUAGUCACUCCUGUGAGGAUCGGCCCUGGGGUUCUCUCUGCUCUUGUCCCCCUGGGUGGAGCCUGUCUGCUCACGGAGAUGUCUGUCAGGAUGUGGAUGAAUGCUCUCAUAAUUUAAGUCCCUGCAUGCAUUUCUGCAUCAACACACCCGGCUCCUUCUACUGCUACUGUCAAGGUGGAUUUCAGCUUAAAGGAGACACUGACUGCUAUGCUGAAGGAAAUGAUACUCGGCUUCUAACUGCAAGGAAGGGAACUAUUGGGAUUUUGAACCUGAAGACUCUGACAUUUGAGGCGGUACAGAAUGUGGCCUAUGACCCUCUGGCAUUGGCCUUUGACAUGACCAGGAGCUCAUUCUACUGGGCUGAUGACCAAGGCAACAUCUACAAGGCUAAGGAUCAGCAUAGCGGUAUCCUUUAUCCAGACCAGUAUGGGGUUACAAGUCUAGCUUGUGACUGGCUGACAGGCCAGCUUUUCUGGACCAACCAGAAGACUCGGUCUAUCUAUGUGGGGGCAUCUGAUGGGAGUGGCUUUGCAACAGUCCUGGCCAAGAACCUUGACCCAUUGGAGAUGGUUCUUCUGCCCACUGAAAGCUUGUUGUUUUGGAUCAACCAAGGUCCAGGUGAUAAAAUGACUUUGGAGAGGUCUGGGAUGGAUGGUUUGAGGCAGGAGACUCUGGUGGUGAUCACUGCACAAUCGCCACAUAGUCUGACCCUGGAUGUGUCUGCUCGCAGACUGUACUGGAUCAGUGAUUUCAAAAAGUCCAUAGAGACAGUGAAAGUGGACCGAAGUGGUCGCUACAGCUUUGGGGAGUUUUUCAAGGGGAGACCAGCUCACGGCCUGGCGGUGUUUGACAGAUGGUUUUACUGGACUGAUGCAAAGGGUCUGUGGCGCUCCAUUCAGGGCCAAACCAAUCAGAACACCUUUAUUCAGAGGACACCACUUCCAGUCAUUAAGGCAUACCAUGAACUACAGCAGCCAAAAGCAGGUUCAUCAGCAUGUGGGAAAUCUGACUGCCAGCUCUGCUUGGCCUCCCUGGACCAGCCUGCUGGCUUCACCUGCACCUGUCCUGAGGACCGACUGCUUAUGCCAGAUGGCUCAUGUGAAUAUGCCCAGUUUGCUUAUGCAACGUCCACGACACUCCACCUAUUGGAGUUAAAAGGAAAAGAGCUGGUCAGGACAUUGCUCCUGACUAUCGAUGAUGAGAUGGAGCUCUUUGAUAUUGACUGGAGGAGGGAGUGGUUCUACUGGGUCAACAGCACUGGUCAUGUGACACGCAGAAGCCUCAGCACUGGCCAAUCAGAGAAUGUCCCCACUAUUAAACCAGCCUGUGUAGUGACAGUAGACCAGAAGACAGGCCAUCUGUACUGGCUAUCAUGUGAUGAGGUCAAUGUGGGUGUCACCGAUAUGGAUGGUCAUUAUCCCAGGAGACUUUACCAGGCAGCAAGUGUGAUCACAGAUGUGUUCCUGGACUGGCAACGCGGGAGGCUUUACUGGUUGGAGGCAGGCCGUGUCCUCUGCAUAAGACUGUCAGGGGGGAAGGCCAGAGAUGUCCUGAAUGUAGAUGGAAGCAUCACCGGGCGUAUUGCUUUUGACCUGACAUCCAACUCACUGCUCUGGAACGCAGAGGGGGAAGGUCUGAUGGUAAUGAGUCUGUUGAAGUCCAAGACGUACACUGCCAGUAGAGCGUGGAAUGUUCCUGGUUCUGUCAUGGCGGUUCGCUCUCCGCUCCUGGUGUCACUGUUUCAUGAUGUCCUCACCGUGUGGGACCGACGGGAAGGGAGACGUGUGAAAGAUGUCCCUGUAGAACCAGGUGUUGUCGGGGUGAUUGUGGCUCUGGUGAAGGUGAAAGUGGAUCCUGCCCUGCCAGCCUGUAUGAGUCCGUCAGUGACGUGUCGAGGCUCCACCCUGUGCAUCUCCCAAAGUCAGCUGUGUGAUGGACAGAGAGACUGCCCUGAUGGUUUUGAUGAGGAGUUCUGCAUCACUAAAUGUCCUAAUAGAGGGGAGUUCCGCUGUAAGGACAGGAGGAGGUGUAUUGGGAGGGCUCUGGUUUGUGACGGUCGCUCUCACUGCCAUGACGGCUCAGACGAGGUUGACUGUCCAACGAUUGCUGCUCCACCAUCCCAGGCAGCAGCCCUGAAGUGUCGUAUGGGUUCUAGACUGUGUAAGGAUGGGAGAGAGUGUGUCCUGCACAGCCAUGUGUGUGAUGGAGAGGUGGAUUGUAAGGACGGCUCCGAUGAACAGGACUGUGAGCUUCUUUGCAAAGCAGGUCAGUUCCAGUGUGCUCAUGGGAAGAGGUGCAUUGAGCAGCAUCAGGUGUGUGAUGGAAAGGCCCAGUGUCAGGACCGUUCUGAUGAAAUGGACUGCUUUGAGCCUUCCAAGAGCUGCAGCCAUCGCUGUGACAACAACAGCCGUUGUAUCCCAGAAAGCUUCCUCUGUGACGGAGAGAGGGAUUGCGUGGAUGGCUCCGACGAAGAUGUCUGUGGUUCUAAUGGCCCCGCUCCAGUAACAAAUGAAAUGCCAUCAAACCAGGCCCUCACCUCUGCCCGGCCAGCCUGUGUGAGUCCGUCAGUGACGUGUCGAGGCUCCACCCUGUGCAUCUCCCAAAGUCAGCUGUGUGAUGGACAGAGAGACUGCCCUGAUGGUUUUGAUGAGGAGUUCUGCAUCACUAAAUGUCCUAAUAGAGGGGAGUUCCGCUGUAAGGACAGGAGGAGGUGUAUUGGGAGGGCUCUGGUUUGUGACGGUCGCUCUCACUGCCAUGACGGCUCAGACGAGGUUGACUGUCCAACGAUGGCUGCUCCACCAUCCCAGGCAGCAGCCCUGAAGUGUCGUAUGGGUUCUAGACUGUGUAAGGAUGGGAGAGAGUGUGUCCUGCACAGCCAUGUGUGUGAUGGAGAGGUGGAUUGUAAGGACGGCUCCGAUGAACAGGACUGUGCUCCGUCGACACCUAGUCCAGAUAUUCCUCCUGCCCUGCCGGCAUGUGUGAGUCCGUCAGUGAUGUGUCGAGGCUCCACCCUGUGCAUCUCCCAAAGUCAGCUGUGUGAUGGACAGAGAGACUGCCCUGAUGGUUUUGAUGAGGAGUUCUGCAUCACUAAAUGUCCUAAUAGAGGGGAGUUCCGCUGUAAGGACAGGAGGAGGUGUAUUGGGAGGGCUCUGGUUUGUGACGGUCGCUCUCACUGCCAUGACGGCUCAGACGAGGUUGACUGUCCAACGAUGGCUGCUCCACCAUCCCAGGCAGCAGCCCUGAAGUGUCGUAUGGGUUCUAGACUGUGUAAGGAUGGGAGAGAGUGUGUCCUGCACAGCCAUGUGUGUGAUGGAGAGGUGGAUUGUAAGGACGGCUCCGAUGAACAGGACUGUGCUCCGUCGACACCUAGUCCAGAUAUUCCUCCUGCCCUGCCGACAUGUGUGAGUCCGUCAGUGAUGUGUCGAGGCUCCACCCUGUGCAUCUCCCAAAGUCAGCUGUGUGAUGGACAGAGAGACUGCCCUGAUGGUUUUGAUGAGGAGUUCUGCAUCACUAAAUGUCCUAAUAGAGGGGAGUUCCGCUGUAAGGACAGGAGGAGGUGUAUUGGGAGGGCUCUGGUUUGUGACGGUCGCUCUCACUGCCAUGACGGCUCAGACGAGGUUGACUGUCCAACGAUUGCUGCUCCACCAUCCCAGGCAGCAGCCCUGAAGUGUCGUAUGGGUUCUAGACUGUGUAAGGAUGGGAGAGAGUGUGUCCUGCACAGCCAUGUGUGUGAUGGAGAGGUGGAUUGUAAGGACGGCUCCGAUGAACAGGACUGUGCUCCGUCGACACCUAGUCCAGAUAUUCCUCCUGCCCUGCCGGCAUGUGUGAGUCCGUCAGUGAUGUGUCGAGGCUCCACCCUGUGCAUCUCCCAAAGUCAGCUGUGUGAUGGACAGAGAGACUGCCCUGAUGGUUUUGAUGAGGAGUUCUGCAUCACUAAAUGUCCUAAUAGAGGGGAGUUCCGCUGUAAGGACAGGAGGAGGUGUAUUGGGAGGGCUCUGGUUUGUGACGGUCGCUCUCACUGCCAUGACGGCUCAGACGAGGUUGACUGUCCAACGAUUGCUGCUCCACCAUCCCAGGCAGCAGCCCUGAAGUGUCGUAUGGGUUCUAGACUGUGUAAGGAUGGGAGAGAGUGUGUCCUGCACAGCCAUGUGUGUGAUGGAGAGGUGGAUUGUAAGGACGGCUCCGAUGAACAGGACUGUGCUCCGUCGACACCUAGUCCAGAUAUUCCUCCUGCCCUGCCGGCAUGUGUGAGUCCGUCAGUGACGUGUCGAGGCUCCACCCUGUGCAUCUCCCAAAGUCAGCUGUGUGAUGGACAGAAAGACUGUCCUGAUGGUUUUGAUGAGGAGUUCUGCAUCACUAAAUGUCCUAAUAGAGGGGAGUUCCGCUGUAAGGACAGGAGGAGGUGUAUUGGGAGGGCUCUGGUUUGUGACGGUCGCUCUCACUGCCAUGACGGCUCAGACGAGGUUGACUGUCCAACGAUGGCUGCUCCACCAUCCCAGGCAGCAGCCCUGAAGUGUCGUAUGGGUUCUAGACUGUGUAAGGAUGGGAGAGAGUGUGUCCUGCACAGCCAUGUGUGUGAUGGAGAGGUGGAUUGUAAGGACGGCUCCGAUGAACAGGACUGUGCUCCGUCGACACCUAGUCCAGAUAUUCCUCCUGCCCUGCCGGCAUGUGUGAGUCCGUCAGUGACGUGUCGAGGCUCCACCCUGUGCAUCUCCCAAAGUCAGCUGUGUGAUGGACAGAGAGACUGCCCUGAUGGUUUUGAUGAGGAGUUCUGCAUCACUAAAUGUCCUAAUAGAGGGGAGUUCCGCUGUAAGGACAGGAGGAGGUGUAUUGGGAGGGCUCUGGUUUGUGACGGUCGCUCUCACUGCCAUGACGGCUCAGACGAGGUUGACUGUCCAACGAUUGCUGCUCCACCAUCCCAGGCAGCAGCCCUGAAGUGUCGUAUGGGUUCUAGACUGUGUAAGGAUGGGAGAGAGUGUGUCCUGCACAGCCAUGUGUGUGAUGGAGAGGUGGAUUGUAAGGACGGCUCCGAUGAACAGGACUGUGAGCUUCUUUGCAAAGCAGGGCAGUUCCAGUGUGCUCAUGGGAAGAGGUGCAUUGAGCAGCAUCAGGUGUGUGAUGGAAAGGCCCAGUGUCAGGACCGUUCUGAUGAAAUGGACUGCUUUGAGCCUUCCAAGAGCUGCAGCCAUCGCUGUGACAACAGCCGUUGUAUCCCAGAAAGCUUCCUCUGUGACGGAGAGAGGGAUUGUGUCGACGGCUCCGAUGAAGAGAAUUGUGCUCUAGAGCCAUGUGAUAGUCACCAGUAUGGGUGCAGCAGUGGCCAGUGUGUUUCUGAGGCUCUUCGUUGUGAUGGCUACGUUGACUGUAAAGACGGUUCUGAUGAGAAGGGCUGUUCCAUGCCCCCCCACUGUCCAGCGGGCCUCCGCUGCCCACACAGCCACCAGUGUCUAGUGGAGGACUGGCUGUGUGAUGGGGAAGAUGACUGCCCAGAUGGCUCAGAUGAGAAUAAGUGUGUGUCGUCUCCAGUGAAGUGUGGGGAGUUCCAGUGGAGCUGUGUCUCCAAGCACCAGUGUGUCCCUUCCAUCUGGAGGUGUGAUGGACAGAUUGACUGUGUUGACCACAGUGACGAGGAGGGAUGUGGUCUGGUAAGGUGUGCCAGCAAUCUGUACCAGUGUGGCAGUGGGGAGUGUCUGGACCGGUUUCUGGUGUGUAAUCACAUCACCAACUGUCCUGAUAGUUCUGAUGAAGGGCCUGGCUGUUCCACCAACAACUGCUCCAGCCCUGGGUCCCCCAGCUGUGACCAGCAUUGUGUCAGCACCCCAUAUGGACCCAGGUGCAGCUGUGUGGCAGGUUUCCGCCUCCAAGCCGACGGUCUGUCCUGUGCAGAUGUUGAUGAGUGUCGGGUCCAACCACCGUUCUGCAGUCACUCCUGCCUCAACACGCAUGGCUCCUUCUAUUGUAGCUGUCACCGUGGAUACUUGCUGGACCCAGAUGGCCACAGCUGCAAGACCCCAGAGGAGCCCCUGCUGCUGGCGUCUGUGCAGAAUGAGCUGCUGGUUAUGGGGCUGCGUACCUCCAGUCUCUCUGUGCUCUCCAUCAAUGAGAGACCUGUAUUCUGUGUGGAUUAUGACUGGACAGACCAGAGGGUCUACUGGGCCAGUCUGGGGGAGGACAGCAUUAAGUGGACCUCCAUCAACACCAUGGGAACAGGCACCCUGCUCAAAGGUGUGAAGCCUGAUGCUAUUGCAGUUGACUGGAUUGGCAGGAACCUUUACUGGCUGGAUGGGCUGGCUGGUCAGGUUCUAGCUGUGGGGCUGUGCCCCACUACUGUGAUGCAUCAGAACUAUAUUGUGGUUCUGGAUGAACACCUGGAUCAGCCUCACUCGCUUCUGCUGCUGCCACACAAAGGGGUGAUGUUCUGGUCAGAGGUCGGUAGUGACCCUGAGAUUGAGCGCUCUGGGAUGGAUGGCUCUGAGAGGAAGGUGGUGGUGAGUCAUGGUCUCAGUCGUCCUGUCAGUCUCUCUGACGAUCCUCUAACUGAUCGCAUCUACUGGGCUGAUGAGAAACUCCAGUGCAUUGGCUCUGCAACGCUGGAUGGACACAACGUCAGGUUUCUGCAGCUAUCAGAGAUGCCCAGCCCCUUCUCUUUGACAGUCUUCAAUGACAUGUUCUACUGGUCUGACACCAAGAGAAGGACUAUUCAAGUAGCCUCCAAGAACACUGGCAAGAACCGUAAGGUUUUACUGAAAAGACCUGGACAGCCUUUUGGCCUGCGGAUGAUGCACCCCCUCAGACAGGCUAAUGUGUCCAGCCCCUGUGAGAAGCUACGGUGUUCUAAUCUUUGUCUCUUGGCUCCGGAAGUGCCUACACGACAGGGGGCUGGUGCCUUGGGGCUCAAUGCGGUGUGUCGAUGCCCAGCAGGUCUUAUCCUGGCUGGGGACGGCCGUACGUGCUCCCCCCCUGUAGACAGCACCUUCCUCCUACUCCUUUCUCCUACUGUUGUCACACAGAUAUACCUGAAGACCAUGCAUGCUGGGAUGGGGUUGAAGCACUGGCCAGAACAUCGUGAGCUGUUGCUACCAGGGAUGAAACAGGCCUCAGGGCUGGACGUGGCUCUUCAGGACAGCAUGUUUUACAUAGCUGAUGCUGCCCAGGGCUCAGUGGACCUGAUGAAGCAGAAUGGCUCAGUUUUGACCCUGAACAGCAGAGUCCUUAAUCUCCAGGAGGACCUGGUGACGGCGCUGGCAGUGGACUGGCUCACUCUGAACCUGUACUGGAGCAGCAGCAAACAGCCGGACCUCUAUGUCACCAGCCGGCAGCAGCACACUGUAGCGUUGCUCCAAACUGGCCUCCAUGGCACUACCUCCAUUGCCCUGCACCCCCCCUCUGGACGCCUUUGCUUCACAGCUUUUGCUCAGGUGAAUGGCAGGAACCUGCCACAGGUGAACUGUGCCUUCAUGGAUGGACGCAGUCAGAUGCAGCUCUGGAGGAAAGCUGUGAUUCCAACCUCGCUGAUAUUCUCCAACAAGGGCACUCAGCUGUACUGGGCUGACAUAGGUGCUGGAGUGAUUGGCUCAGUGUUUCUGGAUGGUUCCGGAUACCAACAGUUUAAAGCUGGUCCAGGCCUCCUUAUAUCCUUCACUCAAGCUGAGAAUAUACUCCUGUGGAGCACCCAGGACAAUGAUGUGACAAGACUCUGGUUCAGUGAUGGUGAUCAGCCCAAGCAGCUGUGGUUUGAAGUGAAGACCAACAUAGUGGCCAUCCGGGCUUACGGCAAAUCUAGUCAGAAAGGAACCAAUGGUUGCUCAGAGAGGAAUGGUGGCUGCAGUCAGCUGUGUCUUGUCCACCCAGGGGGGUGGAGCUGUAAAUGUGGGCGUGGUUUCCAGACUUUAAAUACCACAGCAUGCAGCCAAUCCCUUCAGUGCCCUGAGGGCAGCAGGGCCUGUAAUGAUGGCAGCAGGUGCCUCCCACUGACAAAGUUCUGUAACCAGCUGUUCGACUGCUUUGACCAAUCAGACGAGAUCAACUGUGGUUUUAGAGAGAAGCCCCAAAAUGGCCAUCAUGGUAGACCUUCAGCUUCAACUCCCCGUGGCCCCGAUUGGUCAGCAAAUUCUCCCUCCAGGGGUGAUGGGUGGUCAGAGGUGCAGUUGUUGGACCCGAAGUCAUGUGAUGUCCAACAGUGUAACGGACAUGGGAAAUGUGUGACAGUGGGCAGAGUGACCACCUGCCAAUGCACCCUGGGAUACCAAGGGGAGUUCUGUGAGGAGGGGCCAGUUGGCAGUAAUGCCCCCCUCAUUCUGGGCAUCCUCAGUCUCAUUGGUGGAGUGCUGAUGGCAGUGUUCUUCAUCAGGAAGAGAAUCAGAGCUGCAUCACAAUGUCAGGCUACAGACAAAGAGACUCUUAUGACCAAGAUGGAUGAACGGACAAUCUAUGCAGAGUGCUUCAACAACGAUCUGUAUGAUCCAGAUCCUGACAUGGAAUUGAACUCUUCUGCUGAUGGGAAAUCAACAUCUGUAAAUGUCAAGUCGUCAUUGUAGUUUCUACUCUGAAAUAAAACAUUGAAUCCAUGAUAAACCUUUAUCUGAAAUAAAGAAUGUAAUCCAUGAUAA